Molecule: messenger RNA, 802 nt
Organism: Camponotus floridanus (Florida carpenter ant)
Lineage: Eukaryota; Metazoa; Arthropoda; Insecta; Hymenoptera; Formicidae
Exons: 3
Coding region: 41-760 (239 amino acids)
Source: RefSeq, a predicted model, not a curated record
UCGAAGAGUGAAGGUUGUAUCGUUCAAUAAUCGUCCAAUAAUGUUAAUCAAUUGGCUUUGCAUGUCUCUUCUGAUCCUAAUAGUUCAGGAUGUCACUGCAGAUAUCGAUUAUAAAGAUGUAUCCAAAUUUGAUAUGAUAUACUACGAUCCAAAUACGCAGUUGGGAUUGAAGGGCGAACUGGAAGGCGGUCGCAACCCUUUACCUAGAAUUGCUUUUCACGGCAUAGGAUGCAAUUGCGGAAAUCUUACAUGCGGCUGUUGUGGUGGUAUCAAUAUAACCACCUUUAAUUUUGAUCGUCAAGCAUGCACCAAUUUCACUUAUAUUCCUCAAGAUUUUGCCAUCAAAUUUAAAUUUAUAAUAAACGAGAAUGUACUUACCAUAGGUACUAUAUCUGCUAAAAAUCCGCCACCACUGUGCAUGCCUAUCUAUGUUCCUUUUAUAUCCAUCUGCGUGCGCUUCUUCGACAUCCACACUUCCGGAAGAAACUUACACGCGUGUAUCGAUUUCGAGACGCGUGUGGUGAAUUGGCCGAUCCUAGUCUUGCACUUCGAUUGUGUAAAGCUCGGCGAGGACGGGAUCUCUUGGAUAAAACCUGAAAAUGCCAAUAAUGUUCUCCAAGUGGCAAAACCAGAAAUAGCAGAAUCGAACGGGCCGGAAGUGUUUGACGACGUGAACUUCGAAUCAGAUCCUACCGAGCUACCAAGCAAUCAAACUUUGACGCUCGAAGGGGAAGAUCACAUUGGCCAAUUAAAGUUAUGAUAUUUGUGUACAUAAUUAUAUAUAUAUUAUUUAUUAUUAUUC